UUGAACUACAAAAAUAUCCCUUGAUGAUAAAGAUGGCGUCGCAGCAGCAACAGCCCGGCGGAACGAUGUCUCAACCCGGAUUACAACAAGCUGCUUCAAUUCAGCAACAACAACAGCAACUUAGUCAACAGCAAGACUUUGAUCCUGUUCAUAAAUUUAAGAUGUUAAUUCCACAGCUGAAGGAGAGUCUGCAGAAUUUAAUGAAAAUCGCAGCCCUGAAUUUGGCCCAUAACACUUCAAUUGACAACGGCAUUAAGAGCAGCGACACCUCUGUUCAGCGUUUUGACAAGAGCUUGGAGGAGUUUUACGCUCUUUGUGAUCAAGUAGAGCUGUGUUUGCGCCUGGCGUACGAGUGCCUUUCGCAGAGUAUUGACAGUGCCAAACAUUCACCCAACCUGGUUCCGACAGCCACCAAGCCAGACACGGGGCAGACAGAAUCCAUGUCUUAUGCCCACUACCUCAGCAUGAUCAAAUCUCAGAUCUCUUGUGCUAAAGAUAUCCACAACGCUUUACUGGAAUGCGCCAAGAAGAUCGCAGGGAAGGGGCAGCCUCAGGGGCUCAUGUAGACCCAAUCCAUCCAACCUUUACAAUAUUUUUGCAUCUCAAAACAAGUCAGUACGACUUUAACUCAUUUUGAAGCUCUCUUUUGUAAAUUGUUUUGUAAUGUCCAGCAGGUGGCGACAGAGUUGCACGUGUAGUCUUUUGUAAAAUAUUUUAUUUAGUAGUAAAACCUUUCUACUGGUGCUGUGCUUUACUUCUUAUUCAGAAUGUGGCAAAACAGGUUUUUCUGGUAACUCGUGCCAAAACCACAACUUCCAUAAAGAAUUUGUCAAACCCUUUAGUUACCUGUGAGUCUGCUGAUAUUGUUUUAGUUUGUCAACAAAAUGAUGGCUUAGUAACGCCAGAAUUGUCAAAGAUUUUUUUUUUUCCUUUUUUAUGCUCCUAUUAGUUUCAAAGAAAGAAAGAAGGCCUGAUAACACCUGCACGUAAGAGGGAAGUAUGGCGGGCUGCAGCUGUGCAACAUCUCAGCCCAGUCUGAGCUACUGACAAGUACUUGGAUCCAAAAAUACCACCUGGGGUCACUGUGCAAAAGAGGUUCCCCUCUACCUCUUUAGUUUAUUUUCCAAAUAGAUAAAUUUCUUUUUGUGCAACUGUUAAAAUAAAUCUUAGAUUUGAACGGUUAAAGAAAACUUCACAAAGAUUCUUUCCUCUUUUAUUUAGACAUCACAUGCCGACAGACUGUACUUUUAACAUAUGCAAAAAUAGAUGAACAAAACGUAGAGGAAGCCACAUGCUGUCUAGCAUUUGUGUAGUGCAGCAGAGUUCAUGAGAUGGAAAAAAAGGGAAGUGCACGUGUGUUUAGUACAAAGAUUACAGCAGAGAAAACACAUUAAAAACAGAAACUAUAUUUUUAUAUGCAUCUGUGGAUUUCUUAAGUGUUUAAUUUAGUCAUUAAAAAGAGCUCUUAAAAUGAAUGACCUCUUCUCAGACUUUGUGAACCAAUAAGAGGCUUAAAUCUUUACAUAUAUAAUAUUGUGCUUUUUAAAUAGAAAAUUGCUGUAUUCUAUUACACAAAACAAAUUACAUUUUCACUUUGUCUUCAGCUUCAGAAAAUGCCACCAAGUAUAACUAGACUAUUGCCAUUAGUCUUUAUUCUUUCUUUUUCUUUCUUUCUUUCUUUUUUUUUGGUUAACAGACUCAAAAAAUAAACAUUCAUCACAUUUCAAACAAAUCAAAUCACACUUUACAAAUUGCUUGGGAAAAUUGGUUCUAGUGAUGUAAGCGGCUGGCUGACAUAGGUAACAAUCUAUUUAAAUGUAUAAGGUGGGAUGUAUGAUGCUCAAAGCCUAAUGAAUAGAAAGACGGGUGAUUUAUUGACUUGUCUUUUUUGAGCUUUCAGUUUUAUCUUUAUCUCGAGCUUCGAGCUUUUUCUGGUUCCUGCAAAAAAUAAAAUAAAAUAAAAUCACAACAAAUGAUCACAUUAUGAUACACAAGCUGAA
Nothobranchius furzeri (turquoise killifish) is the source of this 2000-nucleotide messenger RNA. RefSeq names its product mediator complex subunit 29 (gene med29). Gene Ontology annotation, cellular component: mediator complex. Gene Ontology annotation, molecular function: transcription coregulator activity; transcription factor binding. Lineage: Eukaryota; Metazoa; Chordata; Actinopteri; Cyprinodontiformes; Nothobranchiidae. Gene Ontology annotation, biological process: regulation of transcription by RNA polymerase II. The record is from RefSeq and is a predicted model, not a curated record.